AAUCAUGCAAAUCAGAUAAUGUACUAACAUCCAAUACGCAGACUCAAUAACGGUAUGUUGUCAAGCAAGGAUGGAUUCCACUCGUCUUUAAAAUAAAUUGGUUAACAACGCAUUGAUAAUAAAGUUUUUUGCUGUGGAAGUAUUUGUUUUGACGACAAACAUUUAUAAAACUAAAAUGAUGCCAUCAACAGUGUCAAUCUAUAAUCUGCAGUUCGGGAGCAACUCGGUCAUUUAUAAAAAAUGGGAGUGGUUGAUGAUUUUAAGGGAGCAUCUAUUUUGUGCAAAGUAGCUUUUAUUUUAUUGUUAAUUGCUACUUUAUUUACAUGCAUUUCCUAUACGACAGCUGAUUGGGUUUAUGAGGAUGUAGGAAAUACUCAUUAUGGAUUAUGGAGAAUAUGUGGAGAAACAGAUAUUCCGACGGGAUGUCAAACUAUAGACGGCUUUGCGAACGAUUGGUAUGGUGUAGUUCAGGCAUUUGUCACUUUUGGAUUUUUCGGCAUUUUAGUUUCCUUUUUCUUAGUUAUACUGUACAUAUUUGUUAGCAAAUGUCAGAAGAAUGGAGAAGUUGCCAUUGCAGUUGCUAUUAUCUGCAUCGCUACAGGGGUAUUUUAUUUGAUCGGCGUUAUAAUUUUUGGUGCCAAAGUGGACAAGUGGCCAGAAAAUGUCACUAUAGACUAUAAGUUGGGUUAUUCAUUUGCUCUAUCGAUUGUCGCCCUUGUGCUAGAAAUUGUUGCUGGGGUGUUGAUGAUUGUAGAAGGUAAAGGCGGAGGAGGAGGAGGAGGAGGAACUAAACCAUCUGCAUAAAUUUUUACACUUGCUUCUAAUCUCAGAUUACAGUAGGAAUCAACAGAUUUAAAAUUGUGUUACUAAUGUAAAAAAAGAUCGUCAUUUUGGAGGUUACAAAAGUAUUGACCUAUUAAGUUUUGAUUAUAGUGUUUACAACGUAUAUUUCCCUCGAUAUCGAGUUCUGCUGGUAUUAACAGUCGGCAUGUUAAGAAUAUCUACAGAUUGGAUAUGAACUGUACAUUUGAAUGUCAACUAAACUGUAUUUUCUGGACUAUUAUAAGAAGCGUUGUGUAGAAUUAGUUUGCUACAAUUUAAUAUUAAUGAUGAGUUCUUCAUAUAUGCAAUGACUGUUGAACCAAAAUUGUGUAUGCAAUGAUCCAGUAUGCUUGAUACUUACCAAACUUGUUUUAUUUAUGAUACACAUAUGUGAAUAAAGUUUUAUUUAUGA
Molecule: messenger RNA, 1234 nt
Organism: Mytilus californianus (California mussel)
Lineage: Eukaryota; Metazoa; Mollusca; Bivalvia; Mytilida; Mytilidae
Product: voltage-dependent calcium channel gamma-8 subunit-like
Exons: 3
Coding region: 241-804 (187 amino acids)
Cellular component (GO): membrane
Source: RefSeq, a predicted model, not a curated record